ACAUCCAAUACAAUCCACAUAGAUUUAAAUCCGAACACGGCAUUUUUGUUGAUACCUUUUAUUUUAACAAAAAACAGUUUUUUUCUUUUUCGGUUCUUUUUCUUCUUACAUUCUUCAGAGCUUUUAACACACACGACAUAUAAAAAAUGACUGUGAUAAGAUGUUUUAGUAUUCUUACAGACGCGAUCUCGUAAAGUCGGAAUUGUGUAAUAAAAGUUUUCAAUUUUUUGAUUUUGAAUAUUUUUUUUGGUUUUUAAAAGUUUUUUCAAAAGGAAAUGAAGAGAAGAAAAAUGUUGCCAGAAUAUCAAAAAUUAAAAGACGAGAAUGGACUUAUAGACAAGGGUCCAGUAUUCACAAUUUCCUUCAGUAGAUUCUCUUUGAUCACCGUGUCACUUCCCUUAUUUAGUUUUAUAUUUUGUGUUUCGUAUUCGCUGCUAUUCUUCUUCGAACAAUCGACAUCUACCCAUUGCCAUGUGUGGAAUUAUCUUCCAUCCAUCUCUGCUGCAAUUGGUUCGUUUCAACCACAAGCAUUUGUGUGGCAAAUUUCUAUAAUAGUACAUUUUAUUCCACGAUUAAUCAUAACGUGGAUGUACAAAAGUUAUUACGAUCGAGUGAUUCGGCGAAAUCGUCAAAACGUAGCAAAAUUUGCGCUUCUGCUGAACGUAGUUGAGAACUUUUCACUUUUGGGAUUGUCAAUUUAUACUUCGAACGAUAACUAUGAAAUUCAUAAAAAUUGCUUUUGUACAUUUAUCGUGGUGUCAGAGACAUACAUGAUGCUCUCCUAUUACUUAAAUAAGAACGCAAAACGUGAUCCAAAAUCUUCUCAUUCAGAAAACAAGUCGAUUAAUCUCAAACGAAACUUGUUUAUCAUCAACAUUACAUCGAUUGUUUUAGCUGCCUACUUCUUUGUACGACAUAAUGACAGGUGUGAAGGUGGAAUUUACACAUUUUUUGCACUUUUCGAAUACAUUGUUGUUCUUACAAAUAUGGGUUAUCAUAUGACAGCCGCCAUCGACUUCCAUAAUCAACAUUUAGUCUUCGAUUGGCAUCAUGGACUACAAAUUCACUUUCAAUGAUUAAAAAAGCCGUUAUAUGAGCUAUUUAGAUCAAUUGUUUCAUGUUUUGAUUGUGAAAGUGUAAGAAACAAGAAAAAAAAAUCUUCAAAUAUUUAAUGAACUCAAAGAUGUGUGCUACAUGACGUUAAAACGCGCUACAAUUUUGCUGCUGCAGCAGUUUAAAGUAAAACAUAAAAAGAAUUUCGUUACUUUUAAAAACCUCAAUAACAUAAGAAUAUAUUAUAAAAAAAACUUUUUAACAUUUGUGAUGUUAUGUUUGAUUAUUAAAUGAAAACAACAAUGCAUGGAAGAAAGCUUUGAAUGAAAAUUUCAUUUAGCUUGGUGUUUCCUUCCAAUGGAUUUCCGAUUAUACGGCACUGAAUCCAUUGCUUAUAGUUACAUAAGUUAUGUCAACAAUAACAAUAAAAUUAACGAAAAAAUUUGCAAUUUUAAUUAAAAAAUGAACAAAAUACUUUUUAAUUUCUCUUAAUGAAUCGAAAUGAACUUUCAACUUUAUCGGAAAUCAUUUUGGCAAUGGCAAGACUUGAGGUGGCACCAGGUGAUGGUGCAUUGCAGCAAUGAAGAAUUCGAUUACCAAUCGAACCUUCCCCAUAUUCAAAUAUAAAGUCAUCAACUAAAGAUCCGUCAGAUUUUAAAGCUUGUGCUCGAACACCUGCUGGUCCACGUGAUACAUCAGCUGUUGUAAUUUCGGGGACAUAUUUUUGAAGUUCUUUGACUUGAAGUGCGGGAAAAAGUGACUGCGAAAUUUCCUUAAUUCCAGCUCCAAUAUAACGAGAAGAAAAGAAUUUACCUGGAUACUUCAACGCAUCGAAAAGCUCAAAAAGAUUGAUGUCGAACCAAGUAUAUCCUUCUCGUUUGAAUGCAAGCACUGCAUUUGGUCCAAGCCAAACUUCUCCAUUCAUGCGUGGUGUAAAAUGUACUCCAAGAAAGGGAAAACGUGGAUCCGGUACUGGAUAUAUAUUUCCUUUGAUCAAAUGAGCUUUUUUCGGAUUGAGUAAAAGAUAUUCUCCACGAAAUGGAACAAUCUUAGGAGGAUUCUUAUUUCCAGUUAAUCCAGCAAUUUUAUCAGCUUGCAAUCCAGCACAUGUCAAAAUAUAUUUUGCAGAAAUCUUUUGAUUUUUCCCAUCAACAAUCAUUACCGGAAAGUCAGGAUCAUCACAUGGUUUAAAAUUUUUCACUUCAAAGUUCGUGAAGAUUUGUCCACCGGCAUUUUCAAAAUCUUUCGCAUAAUAUUCUGUUACUAACUCCCAAUCAACGAUUCCAGUAUGUGGAGAAUGUAUCGCUUGCAUACCACGACAAUGUGGCUCAAUAUGUUUGAUUUCAUCUUCAUCAAUAAGUCGAAGAUCUGGAACUUUGUUCUUCAAUCCUCUCUCGUACAAAUCC
Molecule: messenger RNA, 2459 nt
Organism: Clunio marinus
Lineage: Eukaryota; Metazoa; Arthropoda; Insecta; Diptera; Chironomidae
Source: the annotation of a GenBank genome assembly